AUGACAAAGACGGCGGCCCACAUCGGGCCCCACGCGUCCGUGGGCGCGCGCAGACAGCUAGCCGCCGCCGCCGAAGUCCACUCCGGCAAGCAACUGGCCGUGCCCCGCCCUGGCUCUCCCCCGUCUCCGGCACCCGAUCGGCAUCUGACGGCGGAGGUCUCCCCCACACCCCUUGCGUGGCUCCCGUAGCCCGUAGGCACACUUCCCUUCAAAGCCACUGCUUUGUGCUCCUCUACUUAAGCGCACGCCUCCCGGGCUUCUAUCCCUGCACUCGCAGCAGGGAGCUCGCCUCUUCUUCCCGAGGUGUUGGAUGGUGGAUGCAUGACGCGUUGGCUGCAUUAGUGUUUACAAGUGAACCAUAUGGAUUCCAAGGAAGUGACCUCUCGUACCAUCUUCUGCUUCUUGCUUAUAUCCUUCGUGGGCUGCAAUUGUCUGGCAUCAGAAUUAGAGGCCACCCAGACGGCAACCCUCAAGGUUGAUGCCUCACCGCAGCUCGCUCAGAAGAUCCCUGAAACACUAUUUGGCAUAUUUUUUGAGGAAAUCAACCAUGCAGGAGCUGGUGGAAUAUGGGCAGAACUUGUUAGUAACAGAGGUUUUGAAGCUGGAGGCCUCCAUACUCCAUCAAAUAUUGACCCGUGGUCCAUCAUUGGAGAUGACUCUUCCAUUUUUGUGUCGACUGAUCGUACAUCAAGUUUCAGUCGAAACAUUGUUGCUUUAAGGAUGGAGGUCCUCUGCAAUGACUGUCCAGCUGGUGGUGUUGGCAUUUACAACCCAGGAUUCUGGGGCAUGAACAUAGAAGAUGGAAAAACCUACAAUCUAGUUAUGUAUGUUAAGUCACCGGAAACAGCGGACUUGACAGUUUCUCUAACAAGCUCUGAUGGGUUGCAAAAUCUGGCUUCAGCUACGAUCACAGUUUCUGGAGCAUCAAAUUGGACAAAACUGGAGCAGACUUUGGUUGCUGAAGGAACCAAUAGAACCUCAAGGCUUCAAAUAACAACUAACAAGAAGGGAGUUGUAUGGUUUGAUCAAGUAUCACUCAUGCCUGCAGACACAUACAAGGGACACGGUUUUCGCACAGAACUUAUAUCCAUGCUUUUGGAUUUGAAACCACGAUUCUUGAGAUUUCCUGGAGGUUGCUUUGUAGAAGGUGAUUGGCUAAGAAAUGCAUUCAGGUGGAGAGAAUCUAUUGGUCCAUGGGAAGAGAGGCCUGGACACUUUGGGGAUGUUUGGCAUUACUGGACUGAUGAUGGCCUUGGAUAUUAUGAAUUUCUUCAGCUUGCAGAGGAUCUGGGUGCUGCCCCAAUCUGGGUAUUCAACAAUGGAGUCAGCCACAAUGAUGAAGUUGAUACUGCUGCUAUUGCUCCUUUUGUAAAGGAUGUGUUGGACAGUCUAGAAUUUGCAAGAGGGAGUGCAGAAUCAGCAUGGGGCUCCGUUAGGGCUGCAAUGGGGCACCCUGAACCAUUCCCAGUCAAAUAUGUUGCAAUUGGAAAUGAAGAUUGCGGGAAAAAAUUUUACCGCGGUAAUUACCUCAAGUUCUACAAUGCUAUAAGACAGACCUAUCCAGACAUUCAAAUGAUUUCAAACUGUGAUGGUUCAUCUAAACCACUUGAUCAUCCUGCUGAUUUAUACGACUUCCAUGUCUAUACCGAUUCUAAGACUUUGUUUUCCAUGAGGAACACAUUUGACAUAACAUCUCGUAGUGGAUCCAAGGCUUUUGUUAGUGAGUAUGCUGUUUGGAGAAGUGAUGCAGGCAGAGGAAGUCUUCUUGCUUCUUUGGCAGAAGCUGCUUUCCUUACUGGACUGGAGAAGAAUAGUGACAUUGUUCAGAUGGCAAGUUAUGCACCGCUGUUCGUAAAUGACAAUGAUCAAACGUGGAACCCAGACGCUAUUGUGUUCAACUCCUGGCAACAUUAUGGUACUCCUAGUUACUGGAUGCAGACACUUUUCCGCGAGUCUAGUGGUGCUAUGAUUCAUCCAAUUACGAUCAGUUCCAGUUACUCUGGUUCACUAGCAGCAUCUGCAAUUACUUGGCAGGAUUCAGAGAAUAGCUUCCUAAGAGUAAAGGUGGUAAACUUUGGGUCGGAUGCUGUUAGCCUCACAAUCUCCACAAGUGGACUUCAGGCCAGUGUUAACGCGCCGGGAUCAACCGCCACUGUGCUCACAUCUAGCAAUGUCAUGGACGAAAACUCUUUCAGUAACCCAAACAAGGUUGUGCCGGUGAAGAGCCAGCUGGGCAACGCUGCAGAGCAGAUGCAGGUCACGCUGGCUCCUCACUCCUUCACUUCGUUUGAUCUCGCGCUGGCCCAGUCCAAACUUGUCGCGGAGAUGUGAAGUGGCGACACCAACACGAGGCUGGAGGAAUAAUCUACGAGGAGUGAUACCCAAAUACAAGUAAUCAGAGAGUUGUCAGGAUCUUGAUGACGCGUUGUAUAUAUAGCGCAAUACGAACAGUAUACUAAAUAAAAAAUGGCAUCAGGCUUGUUUGUU
This is a messenger RNA of Phragmites australis (common reed), 2487 nucleotides long. RefSeq names its product alpha-L-arabinofuranosidase 1-like. Gene Ontology annotation, biological process: L-arabinose metabolic process. Lineage: Eukaryota; Viridiplantae; Streptophyta; Magnoliopsida; Poales; Poaceae. The transcript has 18 exons. The record is from RefSeq and is a predicted model, not a curated record. Gene Ontology annotation, molecular function: alpha-L-arabinofuranosidase activity. The coding region runs from base 361 to 2331 and encodes 656 amino acids.